CUCCUACCUCCUCCUCCUCUUCUUUAACCUACCAUUUUCUUCUACUUCGUCAGAUCCUCCUCUUCCCUUUCCUCCUCCCUCCCUUUCUCUUCACCACCACCACCACCACCACCACCACCUGCAGAAGACCAGAUCCAAGAAGCGAGACGGAGGGAAGGAACGUGGGAAAGGAGGGAGAAGAAAUUGAGAAAAUACUAGUGGUGGUGGUGGUGGUGGUAGUGCUCCUCCUCUUCAUCCUCCUCCUCCUCCUCCUCAACACGCCAUCUGGACGCGGUAAAGCAGUUUCCCCGCCGACGCCUUAGUAAUAACAGUAGAGAGGUGUUACUGUGACCACCAACACACGCACACACACCUACACCCCACGCGGUACCCCUGAAGACCUCUACGUGGCGGACUGACUGACUGGCAUCUCCAUCUAUCUAUCUACCUGUCUCCCUCUCACCAAUGCUAGAGGCUGGAUUACCUGUAUUCACCGCCACUGUUGUUUCACACGAGAGGGAAAGAGAAGUGAUGUGCUGGUUUGGCUACACAACACCUCCGUUACUUUCCUUCUCGUUCGUUUCAAGGAAGAGUGGCUGAGUGGCUUACUGCUUGGCUGGUUGACUGACUGACUAGCUGGCUGGCUGGUUGGUUGGUUACGUCUUCACCGCUUCCUACUACUGCUAUCACUGCUACCGUUACUAUUUCUACUCCUAGCUGUGGAAAGGAAGAAAGGACUGUCUGGCUGAGUAGCUAACUGAUUCCUGCUACUUUUACUACAGCUGCUACUAUUUGUUUUGUCCAAGGAAGAGUGACUACAACUACCACCAAAAAGGAAAGAAAACAAUAGUUGGCUGACUUCUACUACUACAACUAUUACUACAACGACAAUUACAACGACUAUUACUACUACUACUACUACGAAGCAAAACGGGAGAGAAAAACUGAGACAACAAGGAAAUAAAAGCACAAAGCAACACACUAAAGAACACCUUGCUAAUGAAAUAACGAGAACAGUGAUGAAACCAGACUUCGCCAUGACCCAGCAGCAGCAAGCGUGAGAAAGCAGAAAGAACCAUGUGUUGUCUCUGUGCUUUCCUCUCGUGCUCUUUCGCUUCAACUGAGGAAAGAGUAAGUCUUAGAAAACCUGUUCCAAAGAUACGCAUAUUUGUUCAUGGAGAGGACGCAAACAACACUGAACCGUGUUUUGAACUGAAUAUAUCGUGAUUAAUAAAAGAUAUGUUAAUUUGACGAAUAACGUUAUGAAGAAAAUAGAGUAGAAAGAAAAAUUGACAAGAAAAGAUACCAGGUGAAGAUGAAAUAAACUAGACUGAAAGGAAGAGAAGAUAAAGAACAUUAAUCUGACACGUUGAUAUAAACAUUGAGAAGAAAAAAUAAAAAAAAGGAAAGCAAAAUAAAUAAUCAGGCAAAGUUAAGACAUGAACAAAAACUAUAACAGGAGGAAGGAAGGAAGAUCAAAUGAAUUAAUCUGACAAGGCGAAUGUUACAAGAAGGAAGAUAAAAGACUAUAAUUUGACAAGGUGAUGAAGGAGAGACGUGAAAGGAAUGCAGUUUGACGAGAUAAAGGAGAAGAAAAUCAAUAAGAAAAAAAAAAAAUCUGUGAAUAUAUAAGUAUACUGAGAGUGCGUGCGUGUUUGAAUGUACGAGAGGAGAAAGAGAGAUAGAGAGAAAGAGAGAGACAGAGAGGAACUAUUACACACGGACACGCACGCACUUCAAAAAUACAUAAAGAAAAUACAAAAACACGAAAGUGGAUACUAUUACACAUGUUUGCAAUAUUAUGUGUCAAUUUACGGUGUUAAAAUAGCAAGAUACGCCAAGAAAAUAAAAAAAAGACUAAUUUUUUUCGAGAUAUGAAGUUUGAGUUUGUGGUAAAAAAAAAUACAAAUCUGACGUACUAAGAUGUUAAAGAAGAGAUAAAUAAAUAAAUGAAUAAAUAAACGUGUCUAUGUGAGAACGAAAUAAUAGGUACAUAAAACAAAUAACUCAUCAAAUGCCAGAACGAACACGAAAUAGCGAAUGAAACAAAAGUGACGAAGAUCAAACGAGCACACAACGAAACAAAACAAAAAUAUAGACUAAACAUCCCCCCUCCAAAAAAAAAAAAAAAAAAAAAAAGAAUCAAGGUCAAUGACGAACAGAACAUAAAAAAAAAGAAAAAAAAGAAAAUAGAAGAAAAAAAAAGUCAGUUCUGGUGGAGUGAGGGAGAGAAUGAAAGUAGUGGAAUUACGAAGCUUCUGUAGUGGAGAGAGUGAAAAACGGUGACAAUGACGAGAGAACAAUAAGUACUGAGUAAGAAUGAGAGUGAAAGUGAGUCAUGAAAAUAAAAAAAAAAUAAAAAACUGUACUUUCGAGCGUUGUGUUAGUAAAAAUAGAGUAAGUACUUUGAAUUGAUAAAGAAUGCAUGGAAGUGAAGACAGUGAUAUCAUAAUGUGCUGAAGUAAAAGUGAAAUGAUGUGAAAAUCUGUAUAAUGUGCUUGAGUGAUAAUUAAAGUACUAAACAGUGAAAAUAAGUAAAUUGAAUGAAGAUGAGAAUAAUAAUAAUAUAUGAGUGACUAUAGAGAGAGAAGGAAAACACAGUGAAUAUAUGUAUAAUGUCCUAAAAUUGACGAAGAAAAACUAAACCAGUGAUACAGAAUAUAGAGAAGAGUGGAAAAAGUAAGUGAAACAGUGAUAUAAAGAUAAUGAAGCGUAAAAUGUGCUAGAAUAAGAGUGAAAACAACGACACACUGACACUACAAAGAGAGAAAUUGCACACUAACUAUUAAAAAGAAAGCCAAUUACAUUUACACCUACAAUAAAAAUAAGAGAUUGUGAGAAGCAGCGCCAAGUUGAGCAAAUAAAGUAAUAAGAGAAAUAAAAAAAAAAAAAAAUACAUUAAGAAACAAGGAAAAAGUGCGUUAAACAAUAAAUACGGAGAGAGAGAGAGAGAGAGAGAGAGAGAGAGAGAGAGAGAGAGAGAGAGAGAGAGAGAGAGAGAGAGAGAGUUAAAAGACAAAUGGAGGUAAUAAUAAAGAAAGGUGAAAAGGACAUGGAGGAAAGAACAACAAAGAUGAUUAUGGAAGGAGAGAAAGACAAGUUCCCUCCAAGAAUUCCUCCGAGCAAGAUCUCUACCUCCUCUUCCUCCUCCUCUCACCACCACCACCACGUGCGCUGCCUUCGACCACCACCACCACCACCACCAAGACUAUUACCAGGAAUCCUGAUUAUAUUCUGUGUUUUACUAAGCGUGGUGAGCCUCGGCGACGUGGCGCGAGGGCAGCACCUGGGCCGCGUCCCGCCAGCCGUCAUCGUCAUCAGCAACCCCGGAGAGCGGGGCCUUAUCCCCGCCCAGCCCUUCUGGCCGCCCCAAGCCCAUGCCGCCGCCGCCACCACCACUACUGCAUCCAUCCCCAUUUCAACUCCAUCACAACACGCGAGGGCACACCUCAAUGAGGUGGAGACUGGGGUGGUGGUGCAGGACCACGGCUACCGCAAAGCCCCGCCGGGCGCCAGUACACCUCUGCCUCGUCUGGUUCUCGCCGCCCUCUUCAGACUGGCGGCUGAAGACCAGGCGCUCACUGCCCAGCCAGCGAGUGCCACACACGAGCCGACCCCGGUGACCCCCACCGUAGACACCACCAAUCCGGCACCCACACCCCUGAGUGAAGAACAUACGCCUUUCUUUCUCCCCAGCCAGCCAGACCCACACCUGUCCACGCAACUUCCAACAUUCCCAGGUACACAGUUCCCCAGGCAGCCCCACACACCUGCAAGACUCCAGCCUGAGUCCAUCCUGCAAAGCCUGCCGCCUAGCCAGUCACACUCAGGAGUGGAGCACGUGCGGCCAGCCUCACUAGUGAAGAGUGGCGUCACCAACCCGACACAGCCGCUCCGAGUGCACCAGCGGCAAGGCCACCACGCAAAUGGGGCAGCACUCACUGACCGCCCCAGACAUCACCAGGGGGCGCAGUCCCCACUGAGGCAGCUAGCCACAGCCCCGCCCGCCCCAUUCCCGGGAGUCAAACCCGGGCACUCACGAGGGUCUGCCAAUGCCGCACACCUGCUGGGUGUCACUCAGCCGCCAGCCAAGCCUCUUGGCAGACCCCUCCCCACGGAUAGACCGGUCCCUAGACCACGCCCACUGCAGCCACCCACACGCCCCCCGCUGGAAACAAAACCAGCACAACCCUCGAUACAACCGCCGCAGAGCAAAGGUGUUAGCACGACCAGUGACCAAAGCAAAAGUGAGGAAGACUAUUAUUACUACUAUUACGGCGAUGAGGACUACUACUACUACGACGACUACGGUAACUCAGCUGGCAGGGACAGCAGCGAACGAGGUACGUCACCUGCACGACCCGUGAGGAACCUCCCGCUCUCUCCACUACUACUACCACACGGCCCACAACCAAGGGCCCCAUCACGCUUCCUCCGUCCUUCUUCGGGCCGCCCUAUGGACCCCGCCGCCGCCCCGGACGUCCUAAACCUAAAGGGCAGGACGCCUCUAGGCUGCUGCCUCACACACGCCACGCCGCCUCCCGGCACUUCAUUUCCGAGCAGUCCUCGGAGGAGACAUUGUCAGACAGUGAGCCCUUCACCCACACCCCCGAGCAACACUCCCCGCUAGAUGGCGACGACGCAGGCGCCCUUCGCCCUCACCCCGCACCCACCCAACAUUUCAACUUAAACCCGGGCGUCAACCUGGGAACACUGGUGGGCAACGGCCGCUACACCACACUGCGGGCGCCGCCUCAGGAGGUGCUGGACAACCCACACCUGCUCCUCGCCCUCGCCGGAGCCUCAGACACGCGGCGCGGCGGACCCGUUUACUUUCCCGCGGAGUUAGGCGGCCUCCACGACUAUACCCGAACACCGCGGCGCGCGUCCCCAGCCCUGCAGCACCCCAGCGAUUCCAAGCACCAGGCGGUCACCACGCAGCACCACACCCGCCCACCCUAUCCCCCCGCCUUCGUCUGGCCGCCCCACACCCCUCAACCACCACAGACACACCAAUAUAGAGACAUCAUGGGUAAUGAUGACGCCCUGGCGCCCCUCACCAACACAACGCACGAGACAGGAGACAGUGUGCAGGAGGAAGCAAGUACAGAGAGAAAAGAUGAAGAGGAACAAAUGGAGCAGGAUGAAGAAAAGGAGCUAGAUCAGAAACAUGAACUCAAACACGAGAAUGGAGAGAAUGGUAAUAAAGGGAAGAGAAAUCUGAGAAAUAUGAAUGGUAUGAUGAUGAUGAUGAUGAUGAUGAUAAUGGUGAAAAGGAGGAGGAGGAGGAGGAGGAGGAGGAGGAGGAGGAGGAGGAGGAGGAGGAGGAGGAGGAGGAGGAGGAGGAGGAGGAGGAGAACGAAGAUGACAAAUAUGAGGAAUACGAAUGGCAUGAGAAAAAUGAAGAUAAUAAUGAUAAAAUAAACAAGGAGGGCGAUGAAAGGGAGGAGGAAGGGAGCCACAAAGAGGGAGAGUGGCGAGGAGAGAGGGAGAAGAGGGAAAAGCUGUGGAUGAGAGAAGAUGAACCUGCACUGGUGAUAAUAGAAGCUGUACCUGUUACCAAAAUAGAAGAGGAAAACAAAGGGGAGGAAAAUGAAGCCAAAUAUACAGACUCACACGUUACCAAUAUAAACAAAGAAAAUGGGGAAGAAAAUGCAGCUUUACUUAUAACACAAGAGGAGGAAAAGAAAACGGAAGACACAACAGUUGACAAGCUAAUCUUCUUCUCACGCCUUCCUCUCAUUGGACUGACAGGGUAUAAAGCAAUAAAUCCAGAUCACCACACACUUUCACCAUCACCAUUAUCACCACCAUCACCAUAAAAACACCACUCCAAGACGUGUAUCUCCUCAUCUUACCUAAUUUACCUUUCAAACCUCACAAACCUGCUAAUGUUCAGUGAAUUUACAAUAGUUGUGUACUUCGAUGGUGGAAACAGAAAACGAAGCUGUGAUUGAUCCCCCCCAAAGAAAACUGGAGUGUUAAAUUGGUGGACUGCACUAUUAUUAAUUUUUGUUUUAUUAGGAUCACUAUAUACGGUACGUUGAAAUUACCAUGGAGCAAAAAUAAUAUAAUAGAAGUGAAUCAAAUAACAUUAAAUUUUCCAAGAGUAAACGAAAGAACGAACAUAAAAAUAAAAAAAAAAAAGAUGAAGGUUGAAAUAUGAUAAAAAAGAAGCAAAACUGAGAAAAACUGUACUUGUGUUGAGGGAAGAUGACAAACACAAGUCCUAUAGAAACGGAAAACAGUGACUAACCCUCAUUUAAAAGAAAACGUAAACAUUUAGGAGGGGAAACUAUGACAAAUCCAUCGCAAUUUAAUGAACUCUAGUAAUGUAAGAAAUAUAUACAUACGAAUUUGUGGUGUAAAUACAUCGUUUUUUAACAUUAAGAUAUAUACGUUUGUAAAAAAUAAAACAUUAUACGAUUCAUAUAAAAAAUGCAGUUAAA
Portunus trituberculatus (swimming crab) is the source of this 6428-nucleotide messenger RNA. Its product is annotated as leucine-rich repeat extensin-like protein 5. NCBI's taxonomy places the organism in Eukaryota, Metazoa, Arthropoda, Malacostraca, Decapoda, Portunidae. The record is from RefSeq and is a predicted model, not a curated record. The coding region runs from base 2999 to 4609 and encodes 536 amino acids. The transcript has 2 exons.